UCUCAAAUAUUGUUCAGGAGAAAAUUUUGCUGCGUUUGCCUUGACCGAACCUUCUUCAGGCAGUGACGCAGGAUCUAUCAAGACCCGGGCUGUACUGAACAAAGAAGGUACUCACUAUAUCCUUAACGGCGGUAAGAUUUGGAUUUCUAACGGCGGAAUCGCCGAGAUAUUCACCGUCUUUGCCAAGACCCCCGUUGUCGACGAGGCUACAGGAACAACAACGGAAAAGGUUUCUGCUUUCAUUGUUGAGAGAUCAUUCGGAGGAGUUACUAACGGUCCUCCAGAGAAGAAAAUGGGAAUUAAGAGGCUAUGAUGAUUACCAGUUGGAGGCCGCUAUCUCCAAGAUUUUUGCCUCCGAGGCUGCCUGGUAUGUGACCGAUGAGGGAAUCCAGGUUCUGGGAGGAAAUGGAUACAUGAAAUCCCUGGGUCUGGAGAAGGUGAUGAGAGAUCUCAGGAUUUUCAGAAUUUUUGAGGGAACAAACGAUAUCCUCAGACUGUUUGUUGCUCUGACCGGAAUCCAGUAUGCUGGCGGUCAUCUAAAGGAACUACAGAAGGCUGUCAAGGACCCUAUCUCCAACUUUGGAGUCCUUCUGGACCAGGUGUCUAAGAGAGCAAAGGGUGGACUAGGAAUUGGACCAGGAAACUCACUUGCAGAUAAGGUUCACGCCAACCUAGUUGACUCAGCUGGCCAAGUGUGCACAGGAGUAGAUAUGUUCGGUGGCGCUGUAGAGAAACUUCUUAUUAAACAUGGAAAGGGAAUUAUUAAUGAGCAAUUCCUUCUUAGCAGACUGGCUGAUGUGACAAUUGAUUUAUACUCCAUGACCUGUGUACUCUCCAGAUGCUCUAAAUCCCUGAACGAAGGCCUAGAAUCAGCUCACCACGAAGAAAUGAUGACCAAGGUUUGGUGCAAUGAAGCAUUUGAGAGGAUCAAUAGGAACCUGAACAUGUUGAAGAAUCCAACCAACCUGGAGAACUUCAAGAUAAUGGCUAAAAUUUCAGAGGGUGUCUGCGAGAGAGUGAGCCCUGUCCAAGGAAAUCCCCUCGGAGUUUAAUCCUAAUCCUCUUCCUAAUCCCAGCAAUAUUAUGUAUUUAUUAUUUUAAGUCCUUCAACGUUAUCCAUUUCAAAAACUUAAAAUCAGCAUCUCAUUUAAAUUAUUGUGAAAUAUAUUUAAAAAUAAAGUGAAUUGGUUUUUAAAAA
Molecule: messenger RNA, 1198 nt
Organism: Eurytemora carolleeae
Lineage: Eukaryota; Metazoa; Arthropoda; Copepoda; Calanoida; Temoridae
Product: very long-chain specific acyl-CoA dehydrogenase, mitochondrial
Molecular function (GO): very-long-chain fatty acyl-CoA dehydrogenase activity; fatty-acyl-CoA binding
Source: RefSeq, a predicted model, not a curated record